Exophiala dermatitidis NIH/UT8656 is the source of this 1055-nucleotide messenger RNA. RefSeq lists its product as uncharacterized. The transcript is spliced from 2 exons. The record is from RefSeq and is a predicted model, not a curated record. NCBI's taxonomy places the organism in Eukaryota, Fungi, Ascomycota, Eurotiomycetes, Chaetothyriales, Herpotrichiellaceae. The coding region runs from base 18 to 1055 and encodes 345 amino acids.
CGAGAAACCAGAGCAAAAUGUCGCAAAUUCAAUCGCUGGAUUCACUGUCGGCGAGCAGACUGAGAGCACUCAAACCCACCGAAACAAUCACAAUCCUCUACAAACCAACAGUCACCUCUGAACCCCUGAUCCUCGCCGAGUCCUUCCCCCUGGGAAUCGCCACAACAUUCUCCACAAAAUGGAACCUCGACUUCCGGCCCACUGGCAUCAACAAGAUGAAAGUCUCCGAGCUGCAACGCAAACCAAUCAAGAAAUCCGUCACCAUCGCCGGCGGCCGAAUGAACAUCCACAAGCACAUUCUCGCCUGGAUGAUAUCAUGUUGCGAAGGAAUCGGUAUUCAACGUUUUUCCGGACCGGCCAUGAAACCAUUCGCAUACCUGUACCAUGCACGAGUGUGUGCGGCCAUCAUGGGAUGCGAGUAUCUCCAACACAAAAUCGAGAAGCGCAUGGAACAAAUGGCCGCUGGACAGAUUCAUUCCGAAGACGUGCGGUGUCUGUUUCUGUCUGUGGAGCCACAGGUAGACGAGGACAUGAAGAAGUUUCUCGCUGAACAUGUUGCAAUCAGAAUCUGGGAGAAACGGCUGAAAGCAAAGGGUGCUUAUAGGACUCUGAGGGAGGAGAUUCCGGAGUUUAAUAAGAUGAUUGAUGAGAUUUUGGGGAACAAAGUGGAGCAGAGGAAGAUGGAGUGGGAAGCCAGAAAAAGGAAGAGACUGGCUGGCCAAGGAAAUCAUGGACUGAACGGACGCUCUUCUGGUGCAACAUAUGGCCGAGGCCAAGGCAACCGUGGACUGAAUGUCAAUGGUCCGGAGCGCUCUUCUGGUGCACUGGCGGCAUAUGAUGGUAAACCGGGAAGCAGGGUGAGUGGCACGGCAGGCAAAAACACACUCACACCCACACCAACACCGGCUCCCACUGAGCCAAAGGCAGAAAAGGUCAGUACUGUCAAGGUGCAGUCUCCAGUGGUGCGUCGAGGAAGAAAUGGGCGACCUGCUUUUGUUCGUUUCGACUUGGGAGUGACGAGGGAUGGGGUUCGAGCUGCCGGUGGUCAGAUGUAA